CCAUUAGCAAAGAUGAAGUACAUCCUACCCACCCUAAGUCUUGUUGCCACUGCUGCAGCCCAUGGAUAUGUUGACACUGCAACUAUUGGCGGUAAACAAUACACCUUCUACCAGCCGUACCAAGACCCAUACAUGAACCCAAAGGUCCAACGUGUAUCCCGUGAAAUCCAGGGCAACGGCCCUGUUGAAGACGUGACUCUCGCCGACGUUCAAUGUGGUGGCUACACGGCAGGAGGAGUCUCAGGCUCCAAACCAGCAGCCCUCCAUGCCGAUGCUGCUGCGGGAUCCGAAGUCACGCUCAACUGGACGCUCUGGCCUGACAGCCAUGUCGGACCUUUGAUCACAUAUAUGGCUCGGUGCCCCGAUACCGGAUGCAACGACUACAUGCCUGGAACUGCUGCUGUAUGGUUCAAGAUCCAUGAAGAAGGUCGCUCCGGCACUUCCAACAACUGGGCUUCCAACGCCAUCAUGAAAUCCCCCUCGGUGGCCAAAUACACGAUCCCAGCGUGCUUGAAGCCUGGUUACUACCUCGUUCGCCACGAGACCAUUGCUCUGCACUCGGCGUACUCAUACCCUGGCGCGCAGUUCUAUCCCGGCUGCCACCAGCUUAAGGUGUCUGGGUCUGGAAGCACUACACCUAGCAGUGGCUUGGUUGCAUUCCCGGGCGCUUACAAAGCGAAUGAUCCUGGAGUUACAUACGAUGCUUACAAAGCUCAAACCUAUACGAUCCCUGGACCGAAAGUGUUUACUUGCUGA
Molecule: messenger RNA, 756 nt
Organism: Periconia digitata
Lineage: Eukaryota; Fungi; Ascomycota; Dothideomycetes; Pleosporales; Periconiaceae
Source: the annotation of a GenBank genome assembly